Molecule: messenger RNA, 4131 nt
Organism: Hippopotamus amphibius kiboko
Lineage: Eukaryota; Metazoa; Chordata; Mammalia; Artiodactyla; Hippopotamidae
Gene: PIK3C3
Product: phosphatidylinositol 3-kinase catalytic subunit type 3
Exons: 22
Coding region: 91-2415 (774 amino acids)
Biological process (GO): autophagy of peroxisome; phosphatidylinositol-3-phosphate biosynthetic process; phosphatidylinositol-mediated signaling
Cellular component (GO): phagophore assembly site; phosphatidylinositol 3-kinase complex, class III, type I; membrane
Molecular function (GO): 1-phosphatidylinositol-3-kinase activity
Source: RefSeq, a predicted model, not a curated record
GCCUGUGUACGCGGCUUUGCGAGUUCAGUGCCGGAGUUUUCCCAGCCCCCUGCCUUCAGCGUUAGGUGCUGCUCUUGCCCGGGGGGUACCAUGGGGGAAGCGGAGAAGUUUCACUGCAUCUACAGUUGUGACCUGGACAUCAACGUGCAGCUUAAAAUAGGAAGUUUGGAAGGGAAGAGAGAACAAAAGAGUUAUAAAGCCGUGUUAGAAGACCCAAUGUUGAAGUUUUCAGGACUGUACCAAGACACAUGUUCUGACCUCUAUGUUACUUGCCAAGUUUUUGCAGAAGGGAAGCCUCUGGCCUUGCCAGUGAGAACCUCCUACAAAGCAUUUAGUACGAGAUGGAACUGGAAUGAAUGGCUAAAACUGCCUGUGAAGUACCCUGACCUGCCCAGGAAUGCCCAAGUGGCCCUGACUAUAUGGGAUGUGUAUGGACCAGGAAAGGCAGUGCCUGUGGGAGGAACAACAGUUUCGCUGUUUGGAAAAUAUGGCAUGUUUCGCCAAGGGAUGCAUGACUUGAAAGUCUGGCCUAAUGUGGAAGCAGACGGAUCAGAACCCACAAAAACUCCUGGCAGAACAAGCAGUACUCUCUCAGAAGAUCAGAUGAGCCGCCUUGCCAAGCUCACCAAAGCUCAUCGACAAGGUCACAUGGUGAAAGUAGAUUGGCUGGACAGAUUGACAUUUAGAGAAAUAGAAAUGAUAAAUGAGAGUGAAAAACGAAGUUCCAAUUUCAUGUACUUGAUGGUUGAGUUUCGAUGUGUCAAGUGUGAUGAUAAGGAAUAUGGUAUUGUUUACUAUGAAAAGGAUGGUGAUGAGUCAUCUCCAAUUUUAACAAGCUUUGAGAUCGUGAAAGUUCCUGACCCUCAGAUGUCUAUGGAGAAUUUAGUUGAGAGCAAACAUCACAAACUUGCCCGGAGUUUAAGAAGUGGACCUUCUGACCACGAUCUCAAACCUAAUGCUGCCACAAGAGAUCAACUAAAUAUUAUUGUGAGUUAUCCACCAACCAAGCAACUUACAUAUGAAGAACAAGAUCUUGUAUGGAAGUUUAGAUACUAUCUUACUAAUCAAGAAAAAGCUUUGACAAAGUUCUUGAAAUGUGUUAAUUGGGAUCUACCUCAGGAGGCCAAACAGGCACUGGAACUUCUGGGGAAAUGGAAGCCGAUGGAUGUGGAGGAUUCCUUGGAGCUGUUAUCCUCUCAUUACACGAAUCCCACAGUGAGGCGGUAUGCUGUUGCCCGGUUACGGCAGGCAGAUGAUGAGGAUUUGUUGAUGUACCUAUUACAGCUGGUCCAAGCUCUCAAAUAUGAAAAUUUUGAUGACAUAAAGAAUGGAUUAGAACCCACCAAGAAGGAUAGUCAGGGUUCAGUGUCAGAGAGUGUGUCGAAUUCUGGAAUAAAUUCUGCAGAAAUAGAUAGCUCCCAAAUUAUAACCAGCCCUCUUCCUCCAGUGUCUUCUCCUCCUCCUGCAUCUAAAACAAAAGAAAGUUCAGAUGGUGAGAAUCUGGAACAAGAUCUGUGUACCUUCUUGAUAUCAAGAGCCUGCAAAAACUCAACACUGGCUAAUUACUUAUACUGGUAUGUGAUAGUGGAAUGUGAAGAUCAAGAUACUCAGCAGAGAGAUCCAAAGACCCAUGAAAUGUACUUGAAUGUAAUGAGACGGUUCAGCCAAGCACUGCUGAAGGGUGAUAAGUCUGUUAGAGUCAUGCGUUCGUUGCUGGCUGCACAACAGACCUUUGUAGAUCGGCUGGUGCACCUAAUGAAGGCAGUGCAGCGUGAAAGUGGAAAUCGUAAGAAAAAGAACGAGAGACUACAGGCCUUGCUUGGAGACAAUGAAAAGAUGAACUUGUCAGAUGUGGAACUUAUCCCAUUGCCUUUAGAACCCCAGGUGAAAAUUAGAGGCAUAAUCCCAGAAACAGCUACACUAUUUAAGAGUGCCCUUAUGCCUGCACAGUUAUUCUUUAAGACAGAAGAUGGAGGCAAAUAUCCAGUUAUAUUUAAGCAUGGGGAUGAUUUACGCCAAGAUCAACUUAUUCUCCAAAUCAUUUCACUCAUGGACAAGCUGCUACGAAAAGAAAAUCUGGAUUUGAAGUUGACGCCCUAUAAAGUAUUAGCCACUAGUACAAAACAUGGCUUCAUGCAGUUUAUCCAGUCAGUUCCUGUUGCUGAAGUUCUUGAUACAGAAGGAAGCAUUCAAAACUUUUUUAGAAAAUAUGCACCAAGUGAGAAUGGGCCAAAUGGGAUCAGUGCUGAAGUUAUGGAUACUUAUGUUAAAAGCUGUGCUGGAUAUUGUGUGAUUACAUAUAUUCUUGGAGUUGGAGACAGGCACCUGGAUAACCUUUUGCUGACAAAAACAGGUGCUGGGGAUACCAAAGUAAACAGAACAGACAGAAAUCCUAGCCCUCACAGAGCUUGUUGACUUCCUAUCAUCAUCCUCUCCCAUUCAAGAUCUAGGUUCCGUGAGAGCAGGGACCUUGUCCAUGCACUUGGCCACCGUGCCUCCAGAGCCUUGAACAGUACCUAGCUACAGUGUUUGAUGAAUCAUUAAAUUAAUGAAUAACGAUUUGUGCUCUUCUGUAUAGCCUUUUCUCCCAUAUGCCAAAUAAUCCAACUUUCUUCAGCCCUUCAUAGAAAGUAGAUUUUAAAGUACCCAUAAAAUAGUCUCUCAGGUAAGGACAUUAUCUGUUUUGUUAGCAUUCCUCCGUAAUACAUCGGAGUUUAACAUAAUACAUUGAGUGUAGCCUAAUUAUUAAUAUAGUGACUGGGUAAAUUCAUGUUGUUUGGAAUUUCAUAUACUCAGUUUUAAGUUAUUAGUGUGAAAAAUUAUCUGGUAAAGUUUGUACCAUGGGAACCAUGUCUAUAUCAAGGCCGGGCAGUCCCUUUAUAAUCAAAGCCUGAAGAAAUGUGAUCAGGUUGCAUUGGAGUUCUUGCCCAAUUUGCUAAUUUAGCAAAGGAUAUUUCUAAAAUGUUAUGCUGUGUUUGGAAAAAAUUUUAAUUUGGAAAAAGUUUUCCUGUGUUGUUUUCUUAGCUCUCUUUUUCAAUUGAAUCUUUUGACCACAAGUAUCAAACUACCAAAAUAAUUCCAUUUGUUUUUAUAUUGUAAUUGUUUUAUAACCAUAGUAGAAUUCUUUAAUGUGUAGAGUAUCAUUAUAUAUAUAUAUAUAUUGUUAUAUUCACAGAUCAUGCUUGUCUCUUCUUUUGGAAAUUGAUAAAUAAUAGACCUUUUUCUUUUGGACUUUGAGAACUGCUCUGUCUUGUGUAUGUUUGUGUUAUUGAUGGGGAUACUUUAAAGAGUAAGACUUGUAAAGAAAGGCCUGUCUAAUAUACUUCUUUGGCCCAGGUCAUAGACAGUUGCUUUAUGGAAACUGUAAAAUUUGAGAAACAGGUUUUAAGCGUCUUUUCACCAGUUUUCCACUAGAGGGUGCUCUAAAUUUUGCUUUUGAAGAACAAAAGCUUACCUUAAAGUGUACUAGUUAAGAGGCACAUUUUCUUUUAAAACAGCAUUUCUUUGAGUUAUUUCUUCUUAACUGCUCUUUAGUUAUUUCAUCCACUUACAUCAUACAACAAACAUUUUAAAUCUUCCUCACUAGGAUAAAUGUUUUAAAUUUUUGGAUUUAGUUUGAAUGAAAUUGGAUCAUAUGAGGAAAGACCGAUUAUGUCAAGACAAAUGGAAGUAUAGUACAUUCGUCAACUUCUAGAAAUUUAUAAUGAUUUUUAAAUGUUUGUGUCUCUACUCAUGUUUUACUAACAGUCCAUAUUUCAAAGCAUUUUUAAGUUAUAUUAAUUACGUGUUAUAAUUAGACUUUGUAUAGUUUAGACAACUAUUAUGUAUUUAAAAUGAAUUUUGAAUGUGUUUCAUUGCAGGAAAUAAAUUUCAAUGCUUGUACUUAAAAAUGCCUUGACUAUCAUGAAGCAUCUUCCAUUGUAUAUUUUGGAUCCAUUGUGCCUUCAACACAGACCAUCACAUAUUAAAAACUUAGAACAUUAGAUUCUCUUAUAUAGCUCUCCAGUCUCUCAGUGUUGAUGGAGCCUUUUUUAAUGAUAAAUAGCAUUUCUCCCAUUCUUCAAAAUAAAAUACCUUUUGUCUUCUAUUCUCAUUUGCCAGCUUGGGCAGCUUUUUUUGUGUGUGUUUGUU